Molecule: messenger RNA, 1581 nt
Organism: Candida dubliniensis CD36
Lineage: Eukaryota; Fungi; Ascomycota; Pichiomycetes; Serinales; Debaryomycetaceae
Gene: OLE2
Product: Ole2p
Exons: 1
Coding region: 1-1581 (526 amino acids)
Biological process (GO): unsaturated fatty acid biosynthetic process
Cellular component (GO): endoplasmic reticulum membrane
Molecular function (GO): stearoyl-CoA 9-desaturase activity; iron ion binding
Source: RefSeq, a predicted model, not a curated record
AUGUCUAAGCAUUCAGAAGAUCCAAGCAAGGGAGUGAAGGUACAAAAGAGGAAAGUUGCUUCUAGUGCAUCAACCUCGUCGCUGUCUUCCACACAUCAGCAGUUAAUGAAUCAAGCUACGAAAAUGAAGAGAACUAAGAUAAAUGAAAUGAAGAAACAGAAACAGGAUUUUUUUAAACGAAUAAACUAUAGCCAUUUGUUUACUGUUGUUGUGCUACCAGUAUUGGCGGUUUUGUAUGUGGUCCUUUGUAAACAAAGCAUCGUUCCUGAGAAUGAAAAAACGUUAUACUUCACAUGUAUAUAUUAUAACAUUACAAUGUUGGCAUUCACAAGUGGCUAUCACAAGUACUUUGCCCACAAUUCCUUUAAAGUAAAAAUUGAGAUAUUGAAGUAUUACUUUUGCAUUUUUGGAAGCAGCUGUGGACUAGGAUCAAUUCGAUGGUGGGCAGGAUUGCAUAGGGCACAUCAUCAUUUCACUGACGACACAGAACGAGACCCGUACCUGAUUAAAAGAGGAUUUUUGUUUAGUCAUUACGCAUGGCUACUUAAGAAACCUAAGCUCACAAAGUUUUAUUUGGAUUUCUUGGAACAGGAAUUUCCAGAGCAUCCAGAAAACCAGAAAGUGGAAAACGAAAUUAUUUUAGACAAAGAAAUGGACACUGAAUACAAUGUUGAAGAUAUCAUUAGACAGGAUUACGAUGAAAGCUUACGAAAUCUUUUGAUGUGGCAACAAAAGACUUAUUUAUUUUGGUUUUUCGUUACCACCAUAUUGAUACCAGCCUUUAUUACGAAAUACGUUUGCGACGAUUCGAUAGUACAUGGAGUUUUGUAUCCCGGCGUUUUGCGCAUGUUUUUAUGUCAACAAUCAUUAUUAAGUACAGAGUCAGUUUGCCAUUUAAAGAGAAUUCAUGUAACAAUUCCCACACAACCUUUUAACGACAAGAACUCUUCGACUAAUUGCAACAAUCCACUAGUAUCUUUCUUAACGUAUGGACAAUCGCACCAGAACUAUCAUCAUGAAUUUCCACAUGAUUACCGUGUUGACAAUAGUUAUUUAACUUAUGACCCUACAAAAUGGUUUAUUUGGGUUUUGGAGAAGUUGGGUGCAGUUGACGAGUUAUCUCGGACUCCUGACAACUUGAUUGUGCAGUUGAAAUUACAACAGCAACAGCAAAUUAUUAAUAGAACAAAGAGUCAGCUAAACUGGGGUACGCCAAUUUCCAAGUUACCAUUAAUUUCACCAACUGAUUUCAAAAAGAUCAUAUCGUCAACCUCGAACAAGGAUCGCAUUUAUAUAGUUAUCCAGAAUAUCAUUCAUGAUAUAACUCCAUUCAUGGACCAACAUCCUGGUGGGGUUGCCCUUUUGAAAGCUUCACAUGGAAAAGAUGCUACAAAGGCUUUCUAUGGUGGUGUUUAUGGCCAUCUGACUGCUGCAGUGAAUUUAUUAGCAACAAUGAGAAUUGGUGUCUUGGAUGAUGGUGAUCACGAAGAAGUUUGGAGACGGGUUGCAAGAGAAGAAAGUGAAGUGUCGAAUUCGACUGACUCUAGACCAGGCAACCAUCACACUGCUGAAGCAGCAUAG